AUGGCGAUUCAAGCGGCAGCAUCAUCAUCCCUUAGCUUUACCAAGUACAGAUAUGAUGUUUUCUUGAGUUUCAGAGGCGAACACACUCGCAAAUCCUUCACUGUCAUUCUCUACGAAGCUUUGCGCAAGAAGGGAACCAACGCCUUCAUCGAUAACAGGAAGCUCGGUAAAGGGGAACGAAUCGCACCUUCACUUCUUAAAGCCAUAGACAAAUCCAGGGUUUCCAUUAUUGUCUUCUCUACAAACUAUGCCACUUCCACUUGGUGCCUUGAUGGACUGGCUCACAUCAUUCGGUGUAAGAAGGAGAAGAACUAG
Neltuma alba is the source of this 315-nucleotide messenger RNA. Its product is annotated as TMV resistance protein N-like. The record is from RefSeq and is a predicted model, not a curated record. The transcript has a single exon. NCBI's taxonomy places the organism in Eukaryota, Viridiplantae, Streptophyta, Magnoliopsida, Fabales, Fabaceae. Gene Ontology annotation, biological process: signal transduction. Bases 1 to 315 code for a protein of 104 amino acids.